This is a messenger RNA of Oldenlandia corymbosa var. corymbosa, 246 nucleotides long. The record is from the annotation of a GenBank genome assembly. Lineage: Eukaryota; Viridiplantae; Streptophyta; Magnoliopsida; Gentianales; Rubiaceae.
AUGGCGAUGACGAUGAAGGGUUCCGGCGCUUUCGUUGCUGCUGCCUCGCUUCUGGUUGCAGCUUCUUCCACCAUAGCCUUAUCCGGCAGUUCCUCUCCUUCCCUCAACGCCGCCGCCGCCGCCGCCUCUUCCGCCCACCACCAGGUUUGUUCUGCUGUGCCAAGUGGAGCUUCUGGAAAGGACAAGUUUGCGCCCAAGUUUGACGGAUUGAGGUUCAUUGAGACUCUGGUUACAGCUCACCGGUGA